AUGGCCCUGAUUGGCGGCUGUGCUGUUCUACUCCUCCUUCUGGCUGGCCUGGUUUCCAUGGCAGCUCUCCAGCGGCUGAAGAGUUCAGAGAUGCCUCGGCGAGUAGAAACGUUACUGAACUCCUUGCAGGAAUUUUUGCAGCACCCGCCCUCUGAUUGGCUAAAAGGCACCGAGGACUUAUUUACGCCUUCUUCGCCAGCUGUGUCACUGCAGUGGACCUACCGGGAUGGCCGACUGGUCAACCUGCCUGUCAGUCUGCUCGUGGAAGGUGACAUCAUCUCUCUACGGCCAGGCAACGAAGCCCCCACUGAGCUAAGAGGCAUCCAGGAAGAGGAGCAUGUCGUCCUUUCUCGCAGUGAUGUCUUCAGUCACCUUUCCUCCCCUCCAUCUCCACUGGACAAUGGGAGGCCGCGCCCACACCGCUUGGUCCAGCCUCAGCUCUUCAGGGUGACCAAGACUCCAGCGGUGGAUGUGGUUCAGAGAUGUUUGGAGCUCUCUCAGCACAGACCGAUCUCCGUGCUGGAUAACGAACGCUUCACUGUACAGAGUUUACUGGAGAGAGGUCCUGCUCCCCUCACACUGGUGAACGGCAUUCUGCCCCUGCUGCCCUUGACCUUCCCGUCGCUAUGGUUACUGGUGGGCAUAUACGGGGAGGUCCGUGUGCUUCUUCAGAUGGGCCCGCAGCCAACGGACUGGUGGGGCAUUCUGUCUUGGCCAAGUCCAAACCCAGAGAAGAUUCUGUUCUUCAGCAGAACAUCUGCCUCUCACGAAACAGAGAGAGUGAAACAAAAGGAGAAAGACAAAGACGAAACUGGCUCCAAAGAGCUUGCUCAGACACGGCCCCUCUGUGGUUUGGAGAUGCUGAGUCUGUCAGUGGGACGGGCACACUUUGAUGACACGCGUGUGCAGUUUGAUGACAUGCAGUGGCAGCGCCAUGCUCCAUCUCUUCGGCCACUGGGUCUAGCUGUGCAGCUGCUGCUCUCCAACCCUGUGGUGGCGGCACGCAUACUACACCUCUCUGACCACCUCACCCAUGCUGCCCUGCUGCGCACGCGCCCCCCAUGUCAGCCCGUGCGCCCACCUUGGGGACUCUACCAGCUCCCGAGGAUACUGGCAGUAGAACAGCUAGAGCUGUGGUCACCAACCCUGGUCCUGGAGAUGUACCUUGCUGCAGAGUCUAGGUCCAACCACAAUCUGCCACAGCUGCUCCAGCUAAUUAACUUCUUCAAAAGUCCUCAAUUGGCUGGAGCCAAGCAGCCAAGCAGUGAUUCUAGGCUGAGCGUGGCUGCUUACACCCUACCCACAAUCCCUUGCUCGGGAGAGCCGAGGGUGAUGGCCCCUCCUCCUGUGUCCAUGAGACGUCUCCCGUUCUCACACCUCAUCGCCCUGCUGGUGCACCACACACACACUGGCGAACUACACCUCUUCUCUUAUGGUUCUGCUGACGUUGUACUGGGAGCGUGCACUGAAUUCUGGGACGGAGAGGAUCUUCAGCCCCUGACCGAUUCAGACAGAAAGAAGGUGGUGGAUUUUUAUCAGCGCUCCUGCAUGGCUGGACAGUGUGUCGCCGUGUCAUUUAAGCCCCUGACCCAACCUUACGACCCAGAGAUGGAUGGAAUGUGUGUAGAAAUGCCGCUGAAUCAAGGUGCUGAGACUGCAGGGGACCUUUCUUUGUCUCCCCUCAGGCAGCAGGUAUUCCUAGGUCUAGUUUCCUCCCAGUACCAGGCACGACCUGACAUGAUAAGGCUCAUCUCAGGACUGGACAGUGCAUGCAUUCGCUUUGUUUAUUUCUCCAACGAGGAGGAGGUUCGCAGCAAGGUAUUUGCUGAAAAGAUGGGUCUAGAGACGGGAUGGAACUGCCACAUCUCUCUUCAAUCAGAAUGCUUUCCUCUUGAUCCAGAAAACAUUGAGGUGCCAGAAAGGGCAGAAGAGGAUUCAUGUCUGCUUGGAGAACGUGACUCUAAUGAGUCAAGGACAAUGGAACAUGAUGGGGCAUGUCUGAUUGAAGAUUUAAACAGGGCCAAACUUCCUAAAGGCAUUGAGAAUGUUCGGCCUCACCUGGAGCACAUUGAUAACGUCCCAUUACUGGUCCCUCUCUUCACAGACUGCACGUCUCAGACUGAGUGUGAGAUGGUGUGUAUCAUGCAGGAGUAUGGAGAAGUUGUGUGUUGCCUUGGGAGCAGUCAGAACAUCAAUAACAAUGGCAUCUUCCUGCAGAGCGACAUUAGUAUUGCUUUAGAGCCUCUGGCUCCCGCGUGGACUCAGUCCAGUUCCGAUGCCCCUCAGAGGCCGUCACACUCCCGAGACUCUGGAAGUCUGGCUCAGCUCUCUAGCGCCAUCUGUGGGCUGGCCUGUACAGUGCAGCUCCACCACCAGGACAACAGCACGGUCAUCAAACUCAUCAAGCAGGCUCGACACAUUACAGCUGGUAUCAGGAAGUGCUUUCUGUUUCUCCUACAGUGUCAGCUCUCCCUCGUUCUGAUCCAGAUUCUGGCGAGUGUGUGCCAGCUGCCUCCUCCUCUGGCUACCAGUGAUGUCCUCUUUCUCUCUUGUUUAUAUUUCCCUAUUCUCAGUGUGUCCUUGCUGGGAAAGCCAUCUGACAGUUCCAUCAUGAAAGUUCCUACAGGGAAAAAUCUGAGAUUCCUACCAAAAAAGACCCUACGUUUCUUCAUGCUGUGCUUCCUGGUGAAGUUUGGCCUGACUGUGUGCAUCUACUUAACAUGCUUUGGCCUCGUUCUGCACGGCUUCUGCCUCGAAAUAAACCAUGAAGAUGAAAAGCUCUGCUACCCAACAGCUCUGCUAAUGAAUUCAACAGUGUGGUCUCCAGACUGGUACGGCAAACAUUCUGAUGGUCUGUCUCUAGCACAGAAAGUCAUCGCCUUCCUUGUGCUGCUCUACGCUAGUGAGUAA
This is a messenger RNA of Colossoma macropomum (tambaqui), 2910 nucleotides long. Its product is annotated as transmembrane protein 94-like. NCBI's taxonomy places the organism in Eukaryota, Metazoa, Chordata, Actinopteri, Characiformes, Serrasalmidae. Bases 1 to 2910 code for a protein of 969 amino acids. Gene Ontology annotation, molecular function: nucleotide binding. The record is from RefSeq and is a predicted model, not a curated record. The transcript has 22 exons.